This is a messenger RNA of Schistosoma curassoni, 2786 nucleotides long. Lineage: Eukaryota; Metazoa; Platyhelminthes; Trematoda; Strigeidida; Schistosomatidae. The record is from the annotation of a GenBank genome assembly.
AUGAAUGGCCUGAAAACCAUUGAAGAGCAAUUGUCUAUGUCGGAAAAUGCAGCACUUGCAUCACCUGAACUGUCUGAAAGACAUUCUGUGGAUUAUGAUGGACCUUUAAACAUAUUUUACACAUGCGAUUGUGAACUUAAAAGCGUUCUUGUUAACUUGAGGAGUGCGGUGAUAUGUCGAUCAGCGAAACCUCAAGUCAUGAAGGGCACAUCGUCACUCCUUGUUUUCAAACGUCUACCAUCAAACGUAGAUCAUGACUCUUUCCGUGUUGAAAUCAACAAUCACAGAAGUGAAUAUAAAACAAUUGAACAUGCAAAUAAUAUUUGUUUAAGUGAAUCAGCAACACCAUCAACACCACCACCACCAGCAACAACAACAAAAACAUCAUCGCCACCUUCUACAGCUUUACCACUGGAUGAAAGAUCACAAUUAGCUUAUAUACAAGAUGUACGAUUUCAUAUUAAUCAAUUAAAUGAAGAUGAUAAUAAAUUAUUUGAACGUUAUAAUUGUUUAUUAAUACAAUUACGUAAAGAGAAACGACGUUAUCAUUAUUUAAUUAAUCGUUAUCAAAGAUUAUUUAAACAACAGAAUGUUCUGGAGACUUUCUCAAAUAAUUUAUUAUGGAAUGUAAAUAAUGAAAUAAAAGAUUAUGAUAUUAAUAAUUAUAAUAAUCAUAAUGAUUAUGAUAAUGAUCCUAUUCAUAAACUAGAUUAUCUUAAUUAUUUCAAUGAUUAUUCGACUUAUAAUAAUAAUACGACUACUAUAAAUACUAUAAAUGGAAUAAAGUUGCCCAGUAAUAAUAAUAAUAAUAAUGGCGAUUUUCCAAUGUCAAGACGUCACCACCAACAACAACAGCAGAAAAUUCGUCAAUUCCAUCAAAACAAAUCAAACAACACAAUAAAAUCACAUCGUACACGUUCAUUAACACGAAUGAAAAAUAUGAUUAAAGAUUGUAAUGUCAAAGAGAAAAAUUCUAAUUCUACUCUGAUAAUUCAAAAUGAAAUAUUACAACUUAAUCAAGUGGAAGCGAUGCGUAAUUUUUUCACACUUUACACAGUACAAUCACAACAAUUAGAUGAAGAUACUAUCAAUGUUAGUGAAGAAUUGGAACAAUGUAGGAUAACAAUGAAUCAAUUAACUGAACAACUUGAUGAAAUUGAAUUAUGUCGAAAUCAUUUAGUUUCUAAAGAACUCCAUGUACUUUUAGAAGCACAUUCAUCGUUGAAUCCAGAUUUAGAAAUUACGUAUACAGUAGAUCAUGUUUCAUGGACUCCUAGUUAUGAUAUAAGACUUUCAAGUUCAACAGCUACGUUAAAAAUUAUCUACUAUGGUACUAUACGUCAGAAUACUGGUGAAGAUUGGGAACUUGGUAAAUUAACUUUAUCAACCGCUGAACAAGAUCAUUUCAAAGAUGUACCGCAAUUGAAAUUAGAGCAACUAUCAUUUAAAAACAGUGAAAAUGUUGUUCGUAGACGUCAACAAACUGAUAAAUUCAUAAGAAAGUCAAAAGCGCGUUCAUUUCAUUCAGAUGAUUCAAAUGAUUACCAAACAAUAUCAUCAUUAUUUCCCUUAAAAGAAAUAGAUACUGAACAAUAUCAUUACAAUGAAUGCAAAAAUGAAACAUACAAUCCAAUUAAUCAGACAAUAAAUGAUUCAAGAAGUAGACUAGAACGUAGUUUUUUAAAUGGAGGAAAUCAUCAGAGAUCAUUAUCAACUCAACGUUAUUACAUAAAUAAAAAUGAAAAUCAUCUAAACAAUGAUUUAGAUUAUGUACUAACUCAUUGUCCUUCAUCAUCAUUAGACAGUGUUAUAUUUAAACAAGACAAUGGAAAUAAACAAUUAUUUAUGCAUAAAUCAUAUUCAAAUACUUAUUCAUCAAAUAUGGGCAAAUACUCUAAUAGAAAUCAUUUUACAGAAAUAACAAAUAAAAAUUAUUUUCCAUCACUUGCAUUUGAUAUUCCUAAACCGCCAAAAUAUAUAAAAGGUAAUGGUGAACCACAUCGUGUUAUUAUUGGUACAUUAGAAUUUAAACCAAAAUUACAAUAUAUAACAAUACCGAAACAAACACCAAAAGCUUUUCUACGUGUUACAAUGCAUAAUAUAUCAGAAUAUGCAUUGUUAGAAGGUCAAGCAAGUGUAUAUAUUGAUAGUAAUUUUAUUGGAAAAACAAAAUUAUCUGCUACAGCUGUCCAAGAAGAAUUCACAUGUGAAUUAGGCUAUGAUCCUGGUAUACGUGUCACAUAUAUGCCAAAACAUAAAUAUAAAAAAACUGGAACAUUUCGUGGUAAUAAAACUAUGUCUAUAGUAUUUAAACAAGUUAUAUCAGUAGAAAAUAGUUAUCCAAGAAGUAUGAAACUUUUAGUGAUCGAUCAACUGCCAGUCAGUACAGAGGAUAAAUUAAAGAUUCAUCUUAUUGAACCAUCAAUUAAAAAUCCAGAAAAAUACGAUCCAACAAAACCGAUAAGAAUAAGUAAAACAAAAUCAAUUGAAUGGGAUAUUGAACUUGCUCCAUAUGAAUCACGUGAACUAGUUUUAAAAUACCUUGUCGAACAUCCAUCUAUUAAAGAUAUUGACAUUUCAACACUGGGAAUAUGAUAAUGUAAAUGAGAAGAAGGGAGUAAUGUAAUAAUAAUCAUAUAAACAAAUAAAACACCACCUAGAAACUGUUUGUUUUGCAAAAUUUUUUCUUACACUGAACAUUAUGUUCUAACUAAAACAAAACAACAACUUUUAUUAAACUUAUUUGAAUUUAUCAAUGGGCAUUUUUAUAUAAUCCCUAUCUUAAU